This is a messenger RNA of Annulohypoxylon maeteangense, 1175 nucleotides long. RefSeq names its product putative NADP(+)-dependent dehydrogenase. Bases 40 to 942 code for a protein of 300 amino acids. The record is from RefSeq and is a predicted model, not a curated record. Gene Ontology annotation, cellular component: cytosol. The transcript is spliced from 2 exons. Lineage: Eukaryota; Fungi; Ascomycota; Sordariomycetes; Xylariales; Hypoxylaceae. Gene Ontology annotation, molecular function: oxidoreductase activity.
GGUAGUAUUUAAUAUAAUCGUCAAUUGACUUCUUUGAAGAUGAAGCCCCCAGUUCCGUCCGCAACACCAACUUGGCGCAACGAUACGUAUGAUGCCAUCUCACUGAGUCGCCCAGAGCUCAGCGCAUCAGGGAAGAGGAUCGUCAUAAUUGGCGCCGGCAGCGGUAUUGGACGAGAAACUGCAAGAGCCUUUGCUGCCGCCGGAGCUUCUCAUGUCGCUCUCUUGGGUCGCAGAGAAGCGUUGCUAAACGAUACCAAGUCCCAAGUUACGGCAGCCAACGAAAACACCUCUGUGUCUGUCCACGCAGUAGACAUAACCCGAGAAACAAGCAUUAAAGAUACCGCGGCGUCCAUUGGUAAAUGGGACGUCCUAAUCAACGCCGCGGGCUAUGUUUCCGACCCCGGACCGAUGGCAUCAGCGGAUACAGAGGAAUGGUGGAAAGGCUUCGAGGUACACCACCCCUAUUCCCUCAACCUAGCCAACCCAACCAAUCUUACCCCAAUCCAGAUCAACAUAAAAGGAGCAUUCAUAGCCAUCAAGUCCUUUCUCCCCACCGCCAACCCAUCGCACACCGCGAUCCUAACCCUAACAUCCGGCAUGGCAACAGCGCCAGCGAAGAACUUCGUCCCGUUAUCAUCUUACAUGAUCUCGAAACUGGCACAGGUGAAACUGAUGGAAUUCCUCGCUCUCGAACAACCGCACAUCUUCGCCGCGACCGUGCAUCCAGGCAUGGUCGACACCGACAUUCUCAGAAAAUCGGGUGGGGAUCCUAGUCGAUUGCCUCUGGAUACAUGUAAGUUGUACCUACCUACUCUUCUCAAGGCGAUACAUAUAAAUGUUGCAUUUUGCGUCACAGGGGGCUUGCUAAUCAACAUCGCUCUCCAGUGGAACUACCAGCGCACUUUUUGGUUUGGCUUUCCAGUCCAGAGGGAGCGUUCUUGAACGGUCGCUCGGUAUGGGCUAAUUGGGACGUAGAAGAGCUUAAGUCGCAGGCUGGUGAUAUUCAGUCGGGGCAAUUGAUGACCAGUGGUGUUUUCGGGUGGCCAUUUCCGCACAUGUAAUGAGGAGAUUCUCACCAGCAGAUUAUUUGGGUGAUUAGAAAAAAAUCGACCUCCUAAAUUAGAAUCAGCCAGGAAAAGCUAAAACAAGAUGUUAUUAGAAAAGAUCGAAUUUCU